Molecule: messenger RNA, 931 nt
Organism: Homalodisca vitripennis (glassy-winged sharpshooter)
Lineage: Eukaryota; Metazoa; Arthropoda; Insecta; Hemiptera; Cicadellidae
Product: acanthoscurrin-2-like
Exons: 5
Coding region: 98-793 (231 amino acids)
Source: RefSeq, a predicted model, not a curated record
GUACGUCUUGGCGAGCAGUUCGCGGGACUCGGCUGACCCUCAGAUAAAAGCCUGAGCGGGCAGGUCUGGACAGUAGUAGUACACGCCGACGAUAGCCAUGCGAGUGUCCUGGGUGCUAUCCUGGGUGGCUGUCGGGUGCCUGGUGACCCUAGGGUGGGCGAAGCCUCAGAGCGCGGAAGACAGCAACCUUCAAACUCUCAGCUUAGAAGCCGAUGCACACAAUCAUGAAAAAGUGGUAGACUCCCCUCUGUUGGCGAGACUUAGGCGAUCACCUACCCAUCACAAGCACAAGAGCUAUGGCGGCGGCUAUUGUCCAGUGUGUGGGGGUUAUGGAUACGGAGGUGGAGGUGGAUAUGGAGGAGGAGGAGGUUAUCCCAGUGGAGGAGGAGGAGGAGGAGGUUGUGGCAGUGGUGGUUGUGGAGGUGGUGGAGGACCGAUCACUGUUAUCAUCCCUAUUAAGAAAGGCGGCGGUGGCUACCCCUCAGGUGGAGGUGGAGGCUAUUAUCCCGGUGGCGGCGGUGGGGGUGGAUACCCCUCAGGUGGAGGCGGAGGUGGUUAUCCCUCCAGCGGCGGUGGAGGUGGUUAUCCUUAUGGCGGUGGAGGCUGUGGUGGAGGCGGUUGUGGCGGAGGAGGCUUCCAAGGGGGCAACCAGCUCGGGGGUGGCGGAAGUGGAUACCCUGGAGGCGGCGGCGGCGGUGGCAGUUGUUCCACCUGCGGUGGACGUGGAGGCGGUGGAUCUUUCUCCCAUUCGUCGGCACAAAGUUCUGCUUCUUCUUCCUCAGGAGCUUGGUAACCUUGGAAACAACUUGACAAUGUGACCUUGGGCUCACUACAUCAUCUUCUAGCUCCCUUGACUGUGUCCAUAUAUCGAAGUGGUGUUCUUAUCUUUCCACCUGGCAAACUUAAUGAUUAAAUGUCUUUUUUACAUUUA